AUGGCACUCGCUAAGUGCUCUCCGGUCGCAGAACCAGCUCACUCGCCUUCCGGCAUCUUCCGAGUUCAGUUCAGGCGCCGCAGCUCGGUGCCAUCCCUGGACUACGACGACGGCUUCUGGCGCGGAGCCGAGAGAACGCGGCAUGGGGGCAUGAGGCAUGGGGCGUGGAGCACUUGUUUCAUUGGACCACGACCCAACAGCCCAAGCGAGCAGAACGAACAAGCAGAUCCCUUUCCGAACGGGGCACUUUGCUUCGACCGAGCUGCGCCUGUCCAACUCUUUGAAGCUGGAGCCGGCAGUGAGCAAGUCGAUGGCAGGAGCGACAUGCAGGAGCGCGUGCGGAAUGAGAAGAGUGAGCUCUAUGAGGAGCCAAGGGCGUGCGCGGCCACGUUGCCGUUCAGGUCUCAGGGCGCGGACAGCCCGUCGCACUCCCAGCUCCAGGCUGGGGCGAUGCGGGUGCACGGGCACUUCACCUUCGGAGGGCCGCAGAAGGUCAAGGAGGAACGGGUGACGAGAGCGAAGACGAGUAUGGAGAGCGUGGACCCGAAGGCCCUGGCGGAGCGAAGGCGCUUUUGGCUAGGCGAUCUCGCAGCCGAGGACAAGUCAGCGGAGUCAGGCGACGAAUCGCCCGUCCAGAAGGCUCGGACUUGGCGGGGACCCGUCCGAGCCUCCCCCUCGCUGUCGCCGAGCCUCCGGCGGAGCGCUAGCCCUCGCAGGAGCUUCUUUCCCGCCAAGGAGGAGGGCGAUUUACCGAGCCACUUCUCAGCAGGCUUUUCCGGCCGUGCGGCUCGCAUCUUCAUGCCCACGAAAAUCCGCCGCAGUCCAAGCCCGUCUGGAUUCGUGAAGCUGGAGGGCGGUGUGGUGAAGUUCGCAGAUGUGUGCAGAGAGCCCGCUCCGGUCCCCUCGUUUGGCAAACUGCGGGGCCGAUCAAAGGAGACGAGCAAGUCUCCGACCAGAGAGAGGAAGUCCCUGCGAGGCUUGAAAGACUUCCGUCGGGGGAGUUCGAUCUUCCGACGUUCGUGGACCACUCCACAGAAGGAGGCCGCGAAGAGCCUUUACGAGCGCUCCCUCACGCGGGAGUUGAUCGAGAGGAAGGUGUCAAAGCGCAAGAAGAGGGCCCAGGAUGCCGCCCGGAAGCUUGAAGCGGUGCCGACGGCAAGGCGGAUGUCGACACAGGUGCGCCGAGGCAGCUUGGUUCAGCGCCGGGCGUUGGUCACCGAGUUGGGCCCCAUGCUGGUGACCCACUACCGCAGCGAGCGGCGUGAUCGGUCUCGGAGCCACGAGAGCCCGAGCCCGCGGAGCCCGCGGAGCCCCCGGAGCCCGAAGCGUGAGAUCACGCCGCCCAAGGUGCAGGUGAUGAAGCCACAAGUGCCUUCCGUGCGGCCGGUGCUUUCUGGCUGGACCAAGCGAGAGGCGCCCGUUUUGGUCCCGCCCGUCCCACUGGCCCCGGCUCCGUCCCCGGCCUCGCCGGCGCCGGCGCCGUCGCCGCCGCCGGCGGGCGCGCUGCUGGCGCCUCCGGGCGUGGCGCCGGUGAAAGCGCCCGAGGCGCCCAAGAUCUACACCCCGAAGGAGCCAGGCUGCGAGGAGGGGAAGAUCGGCACCAUGCGGAAGAUGUCGCUGCUGCCUCCCAGGAAGAUGGCAGAGCUGCCAGUGGACGAGGCGCAAGAGCGGCUGAAGAUGAACCUCAUGCUGUUCCAUCGCCGGGCAGGUGACAACAGCCGAGCAGAUGCCCCAACGCUGCUGCCACCAGUGGCCCCGUUGCCGGUGCCGAUGGUCGCGAAGCCCGAGGAGAUCGCGCCGCUGUGGCCCAAGAAGGCCCCGCUGCCUCACUUCUCCAGUCUCAAAGGCGGCGUGCCGAAGCUUCAGCUAGGCGAGCUGCAGCCUUUGAGCGCGCGGCGGGCUUCCAGAACCGAAAGGAGUGGGACGCCAGAUGCGAGCGAGGUCAACCAGAAGGCCCGGGAGAUGCUCAAGUACCUGCAGAGCUUUGAGAGAGCUCCGCUGCAGCGGGUGUUGUCCUCCAGAGAGCGCAGGAGAUCCAGAUCCCGAUCCAGGUCUCCUUGUGAUCCAGACGCAAAGACUCAGACGCCACGACUCCCGCCCAUCGAGAAGGAAGGUGGCCACGUAUCAGCGCAGGCGGCGGCCUGGCACCAGUUCCUGGAGCAGCGCCUGGGGCGACACAUCCGCUCCUUCAGUAAAUCCUCGCCGCCCUCGCGCGUGGAGAGCCGGGACAUCCGAAGCCUGGUCUUGGACUAGGACAUGAGGACUUGAAGGGUGGCACUCCUGUGUUAGGUCACUUGGGCUCAGCAAGGCUGUGGCCAUAUUUUCAACGGCAGACCUGCUGUAGGCCUUGUGCUGAAAAACGCAGCAGGCCAUGCCCUUUAUGAAGGACUCGAGAGGCGUCGGCAGGACCUUCAUGUCUUGAUCAAUCUUUUGGAGCGAGAAGUUCAUGACGAUCUAGGCAGAACACGGCGAGGCAUCGAGAGUGUUUAAUUGAGGGGCGCGCAAAACGCAUCCAAGAUGCUUGCAUGUCUUCUCCAAACAGAGCUUGGAAGGAGAGGUUUGGAGC
This is a messenger RNA of Effrenium voratum, 2566 nucleotides long. The record is from the annotation of a GenBank genome assembly. NCBI's taxonomy places the organism in Eukaryota, Dinophyceae, Suessiales, Symbiodiniaceae.